Messenger RNA from Effrenium voratum, 2115 nucleotides. Lineage: Eukaryota; Dinophyceae; Suessiales; Symbiodiniaceae. The record is from the annotation of a GenBank genome assembly.
AGCUCGGGACCUCUGGCUCAAGCCGGCCCUUCGGUGAAAAAAGGGACAUUUGCAUCAACGAAGCCUGCGGCGAGCUGCGCCACACGCGAGCUCAAUUGGCCAUGAAGAUCUUCCUGUUGGCUUUGCUGCUCCCAGCCUCGGCCACAAAGACCAAUGCCGCAGCCAACCCCAUCAGGAAAGUGGUGAACAUGAUGGAGAAGAUGUCUGAUAAGAUUGAGGAGGAAGGCGAACAAGAGAAAGACCUCUACGAUAAGUUCAUGUGCCACUGCAAAGACGAGCUCGCUGACUUCAACAAGGGCAAAGCUUCCUUUGAGGCGGCCGUGCCAAAGCUGGAGUCCGAGAUCUCAGUCGCGGAGGCACAGAUUGCGCAGCUGACCCAGGAGAUCGAGGCCAAGAAGGCGGACGAGGUGGCCACCAAGGAGUCCAUGCAGAGCGCCUCCACCGAGCGCGAGAAGGAGCACACCGUUUACGUGAAGGAUGUCUCCGAGCUGAAGGCCGAUAUCGGGGUGAUCAGCGAGGCUAUCCCGGCGCUGGAGCAGGCUGGCGCCUUCGUGCAGACCGGCCAGUCCUCCACUCUCUCGGCGCAGGCGGAGCGGCUGCAGCGGGUCUUCGCCAAGCGUUCGGCCAGUGAGAGCGAGCGAGCAGCGCUCGCUUCUCUGGCAGCAGGGAAGUCGGAGGGCAUUGGCGAGGUGAAGGGCAUGCUGGAAGUGCAAAAGGACGAGCUGCAGAAGGAGGUCUCCGUCGAUGACAAGGAGGAGACAAAGGAGGUGAACAUCUUUGAGGAGCUCAUGAACGCCAAGACGGAGGAAAAGGAGACCAUCGAGGACGACCGUGGCCGAGAAGAUCGACCGCCUGGGUGCACUCAAGGUGUCCUUGGUGGAGAAGAAGGGGGAGCUCAAGGACGCGCAGAACGCCUUGUCCAAGGACUUCGACGUCCUGCAGAAGCUCUCCCAGAGCUGCGAGGCCAAGACAACGGAGUGGGGCACCCGCGAGAAGAGCCGCGGCGAGGAGCUGACCGCCAUCCAGGAGACGGUGAAGAUCUUGAACAGCGACGAGAAUUUGGGCCUCUUCAACAAGGCGCUGCCCAGCCCCAGCUUCCUUCAGCUCACGGCUUCCAGGCGCACUGCCAUGGGCAUGUUGAAGCGCUACGCCCGCGGGCUGGGCAAAGAGGCAGUGGCCAACCGCACGAAGGUGGACCUGGUGAUGCUGGCGCUGAACAGCAAGGGCGUGGAUUUCUCCUCUGUCAUGGGAAUGAUCGACAACAUGACCGCGCUGAUGGAGCAGGAAGGCAGAAGGAUGAUGACGAGAAGAAGGCCUACUGCAAGAAGCAGUCCUUUGAGACCAAGCGCAAGGCCAAGGCGCUGCGCCACAAGAUCCAGAACUUGGAGCAGGCGGUGGCCAUGCACGAGGAGGCCAUGGAGGCCGCGGCCGCGGAGAUCGCGGAGCUGCAGGCCGGUGUGGCGCAGCUGGACAAGUCCGUGGCCGAGUCCACGGAAAUGCGCAAGAAGGAGCACGAGGAAUUCCAGAAGCUGGUGCAGGAGCAGUCCGCCACCAAGGAUGUGCUGCUGGUGGCCAAGAACCGCCUGAACCAGUUCUACCACCCAGACAUGACCACCACCCAGACGACGACCGGGCCGUAUGACCUGGGUCUCCUCCAGGUCCACCAGCAGCAGCCCGAGUUCGGGUCCGCCAAGUCUGUGCAGGGCAACGGCGUGCUGACCAUGUUGGAAGGCCUCGUCACGCAGACGGAGAAGACCGUGGCGGAGGCCAAGUACAACGAGAAGGACUCCCAGCAGCUCUAUGAGGACAUGCUGGCGGAUGCCCAGGCCAAGCGCGAGGCGGACAUCAAGGCGAUUGCCUCCAAGCAGAAGUCCAAGGCCUCAGCGGAGACGGGGAAGGUCCAAAAGUCGGAUGCGAAGAAGGCAGAGAAGGAAGAGCUGAAGGACGUGGAGCUCUACGGAUCAGAGCUGCAGGAGGAUUGCUCUUGGCUGCUGUCCAACUAUGACGCGCGCAAGACGGCCAGGGCCGCCGAAAAGGAGACGCUGGAGUCGGCCAAGGGGGCGCUAGCGGGUGCUCAGUGAGCCGACGCAGUGGGGGCGGACGGACGAUCCGAGA